Messenger RNA from Oncorhynchus kisutch (coho salmon), 7823 nucleotides. RefSeq names its product astrotactin-2. The record is from RefSeq and is a predicted model, not a curated record. Lineage: Eukaryota; Metazoa; Chordata; Actinopteri; Salmoniformes; Salmonidae. Gene Ontology annotation, biological process: neuron migration; neuron cell-cell adhesion. Gene Ontology annotation, cellular component: endosome; membrane. The transcript is spliced from 23 exons. The coding region runs from base 99 to 4058 and encodes 1319 amino acids. Gene Ontology annotation, molecular function: protein binding.
CAGACAUGACUACCGAGCGCGUGCAGUGGCUGUAGUAUAAACGAACAAGCAGUUUAAGAGCCGCACUCAAAGCUAGAGAACCGCGCAUUGGGAGCGGGAUGGCAGGGAGAGUAAAGCACCACGUCCUCCUCCUCAUGGGGCUCUUGCUGACAGGGACCGCUACAGUCCGGGGAAGCAGAGGGGGAGCGAUGCUUGAUGAGGAGAGGGAGAAGGAAAACGACGCAGAGAGCCCGUGUGAAGUUAAAACCGUUACCGUUUCUACCCUGCCUGUACUCCGCGAGAAUGAGUUCAGUUUCACCGGCGGUGGCUCGGGGAACGUGGCCGGAGGAGGGGAGUCCCGACUCCUUUUAUUCGUUAGAACAGACCUACCUGGACGAAUUUCCGUUAUGGAUGAUCUUGACAACACCGCUCUCCCAUACUUCACACUGGAGAUGUCAGGUUUGGGGGCAGACAUCUCUCAGGUGCAUUGGAAGCAGCAGUGGCUGGAGAACGGAACGCUGUAUUUCCACGUGUCCAUGAGCACCUCUGAGCAACUGAUACAGACAACCGUGCCCACGGCCCAGGAGCCUGCUCACGUCCUGCACGAACACAUGCACCUGCUGCACAUCUCUGUUAUGGGAGGCCUGAUCGCUCUCCUCCUCCUCAUUCUUCUCUUCACACUGGUGCUUUACACCCGUCACCGCUGGUGCAAGCGCCGGCGCAUCCCCCAGAAGAGCGCCAGCACCGAGGCCACCCAUGAGAUCCACUACAUCCCCUCUGUGCUGCUGGGACCCCAGGGUAGGGACAGCUUCCGGGGGUCCCGCCAGCUACAGCACAGCUCUGUCAUCGGCAUGCCCAUCCGGGAGACCCCCAUACUGGAUGACUACGACUGUGAUGAGGACGAUCAGAUGGGUCACACACACACCUCCACACCCAACCAGGUCCACAACCAGCUGAUUGAUGGGAAAGUCCAGGGCCUGGAUGAGUAUGGGCCCAGCCAGGGGACACAUACCCACAACCAGCACACUGACAGCCUGAGGAAGGUGGAGGAUAGCCUCCAACACAGUCUGGAUAAAAGAGCCCUUGACCCCAAGCAGGAGACGGUCGAGGCAUUGAUGCAGCGGUUUAAGGAGAGUUUCCGUCCUAACACGACCAUGGAGAUCGCCCACUUUCAACAUGUCACACACAGCUCCUCCACAGGACGCAAGAGAGGCCCAAGCCACACCAGAGUGGCUGGUAGUGUGUUUGGGCGCCAAGGAGACUCGGGGUCAGAGGGUGACGAUGAGACCCAGCUGAAGUUCUACACAGAGCAGCACAGAGGCCGCCGGCGCAGCAGAGGUUGUCCACACAGCCCGAUGAACAAGGCCACUCUGACGUUGAUCACCAUCAGUACGUGUGUCCUGGCUGUGGUUUACGGCACGCAGCUCUCCUGCUCUCUCACCGUCAAGGUUACGCUCCACGUGCCCGAACACUUUGUUGCCGACGGAAGUAGUUUUGUGGUGAGCAUGGGCAGUUUCCUGGAUGUGUCUAACUGGCUGAACCCUGCCAAGCUGAUCCUAUAUUACCAGACCAACUCCUCCACCCAGUGGGUCAGAGAUUACUGUGGCCAGAGGACCACCGAGCCCUGUGAACAGCUGUGUGACCCAGAGACGGGUGAAUGCAGCUGUCAUGAGGGCUAUUCUACUGACCCGGUGCAUAAACAUCUCUGUGUUCGCAGUGACUGGGGACGCAACGAAGGUCCCUGGCCCUACACUAACCUGGAGAAGGGUUAUGACCUCGUCACAGGGGAGCAAACGCCAGAAAAGAUAUUCAGGUCGUCCUACAGCCUAGGCCAGGGUCUGUGGCUGCCAGUCAGUAAGAGCUUUGUGGUGCCACCGGUGGAGCUGUCAAUCAACCCCAUCGCCAGUUGCAAGACUGAUGUGCUGGUGACAGAGGACCCUGGGGAUGUCAGGGAGGAGGCCAUCAUGUCCACCUACUUUGACACAGUAGAUGAUCUCCUGGCGUCUUUCGGCCCAGUCCGAGACUGUUCCCAGGACAACGGGGGCUGCAGGAAGAACUUCAAGUGUGUGUCGGACCGCAGAGUCGACUCAACAGGCUGUAUGUGUCCUGACGGGCUGCGGCCGAUGAAGGAUGGCUCGGGUUGCUAUGACUACUCAAAGGGCACGGACUGCACGGACGGCUUCAAUGGGGGCUGUGAGCAGCUGUGUCUCCAACAGCUGGUGCCUCUACUAGACAACCCCAGCUCCAGCAACAUCCUGAUGUUCUGUGGGUGUGUGCAGGAGUACAAGCUGGGGGCGGACGGUCGCUCCUGUCUCCUCCAGACAGAGAACUGUGAGGGGCCAAAGUGCCAGAGGCAGGACAUUCGUUUCAAUGACACCCUGUUUGGGGAGAUGCUGCACGGCUACAACAACAAGAGCCAGCAAGUCAACCUGGGACAGGUCUUCCAGAUGACCUUCCGGGACAACAACUUCAUCAAAGACUUCCCCCAGCUAGCAGAUGGACUGAUGGUUAUCCCGUUACCUGUGGAGGAGCAGUGUAGAGGAGUGCUGUCUGAGCCACUGUCCAAUGUACAGCUCCUCACAGGUGAUGCUAAGUUCAAUGAGGCUAUGGGCUACCCCAUGGUUCAGCAGUGGAGAGUGAGGAGCAACCUGUACAAAGUCAAGCUCAGCGCCAUCACCUUGUCUACAGGCUUCUCCAAGGUUCUGAAGACACUGACUGCAGAGAGCACCAGAGAGGAGCUGCUGUCCUUCAUCCAGCAGUACGGCAGCCAUUACGUAUCCGAGGCCCUUUACGGCUCCGAGCUCAGCUGCACCAUCUACUUCCCCAGCAAGAAGGCUCAACAGCAGCUCUGGCUGCAGUACCAGAAAGAGGUGACAGACCAGGGCAGCAGGCGCGAGCUCAAAUCCAUGCCCUUCAUCAGCUACCUGUCUGGGCUGCUGAAGACCCAGCUACUGGCGGAGGACCUGGUGAGCGGUGUGGAGAUUCGCUGUGAGGAGAAGGGCAGCUGCCCCUCGGCCUGCCACCUGUGCCAUCAGGCAGGCCGUGAGCAGCCCUUGCCCAUCCCCGUCCUGCUGGAGGUCAGCCGCAUCGUGCCCCUUUACAGCCUGGUGCAGGACAACGUCACCAAGGAGGCAUUCAAGAGUGCCACCAUGAGCUCAUACUGGUGCACAGGCAAGGGCGAUGUCAUCGACAACUGGUGUCGCUGUGACCUGAGUGCCUUCAGUAAAGACGGCCUUCCCAACUGCAGUCCCCUGAGGAAGCCUGUGCUUAGACUGGCCCCUCACCUGGAACCCUCCAGCACCAUGGUGGCCCUGGAGUGGUUGGAUGUGGAGCCCCUGAUUGGCUAUAAGGUCUCUGAUUACAUCAUUCAGCACAAGCGGGUGGAGGACCCCUCAGAGGCAGAGAUCUACACAGGUGAGUUGUUAAGUCUGGUGGAUGACCUGCUCUCAGGUCUUGGUUCGUCCUGUGUGGUGGCGGGUCGAAGGAACGGAGACCAUCCUCACUCUGUGCUCUACUCGCUGGUCUUCAAGUGCCUGGAGCCCGACAGCCUCUACAAGUUCACCCUAUAUGCUGUGGACAGUCGAGGGAGUCGUUCAGAGUCUAGUUUCGUCUCAGUGCGGACGUCUUGUCCAAUGGUAGAUGAUAGCAGAGCAGAAGAGAUAGCAGACAAGGUAUAUAACCUGUACAACGGCUACACCAGUGGCAAGGAGCAGCAGACGGCCUACAACACUCUGAUGGAGAUUCCCCCUCCGCUGCUUUACAGGGUGCAGCACCACUACAACUCCCACUACGAGAAGUUUGGAGAUUUCGUCUGGCGGAGCGAAGAUGAGCUGGGACCCAGGAAAGCACAUCUGAUCCUGCGCAGAGUGGAGAGGAUCAGCCGGUACUGCCGGGCCCUGCUCCACAGCGCAUACAUUCAGAGCCGCACAGACACCAUGGCCUACGUGUUCUGUCGCAGCGAGGAGGUUCGGCCCACCAGCAAAGUGUGGCAUGGCUCCCUGCAUGAGACCCGCACCACCUGCAUGGAGAAACUGAUCUCAGUACAACGCAGCACAUACGGCAACGCCAAGCUCCGAUGAGACAAGCUGCCCGACAACACAAUGACAGCCGCCUCCUCCUCGUUUCUGGUCUCUCCACUGACUGGUAUUUUUCCAAAUCCGGAGAGCCCUGAAACCUCAACCCCACUGGACAUUGUUAGAACUACUGUCAAACACCCUCAAAUGUUUUUUGGGGAAAAGUGCUAAGAACUGCUUGAAGAGGAAAGACGGUUUGGAUGUACAUGCCAGUGACUACUGACCACCACUAUCAAUGAGGAGGACAAUGUGAGCAUGUAAAUUAUCAUUCAACCCAGAGCAAAUUGGUUGGCAAAAAAAUACUGAAUGUAAUAUUGCAGUUUCUCAUUGUACUUCGACUGGAAGCGUACCAGGGAUACAAACAAACAAAAAACCAACUCCCUGUUUGUCUCUCCUCUUGGCUGGAGAGAUGUGAAAGAGAGCGUUUAGAUUUGAUUUGAUUCAUUGGUAAUACUUAAACAUAUCACCACUACAAUAAUGUGGUCUUUUUAAUGCAGACAACAUAGUGUUUAUAAUAAAGGCUACGGAGAAAUCCUGUGUGACGGAUUGUGAUGUCAUCGGCUGUACCGUACCGUGAGUUAACGCUUUGCAGCUAGAAAAGUCCUCAACCAGCAGUGUUUCCUUUGUUUGUUUGUUUGUUUAUUGUUGUUUAUCUCCUCAGAUGUUGACAAAGGUGGAGAGCUCCUAAACCACAGGGAAAAUCCAUAUUUCAAAAAAGAGUCCAUUAAUAUGGUCAACUGGUGAAUAUAGGUAAAGAAAAAUAAAACAUUUUCAUUGGAAAAUAUUCCAAAUGACUUGAAGAUUUGAUGCUAUAUGUAUGGAUUGCAGAGUGUUGGCAGGUGAAUGCCAAUGAGUAAUGAAACGCUAUAAAGGAAUCAUGUUUAAUCAUAUGGAUCUUGUAGGAUCCCUUCCCUCAAGGAAACAUUUACUUGACUUUCCAUCUCUCAAGAGCCAUGGACAUAAAAAUCCAACUCGUUGUUUUUUUGUAUUGAUUAUCAUUUCACGUUAUAUCAAUUGUAAUAGUAAAUUAUUAUAUUGUAAAUAUGAAAUUGUAAAUAACAUAUGUAUUAUUAUGUGGCUUUAAUUGUCUUUUUUUCGAGAGAAUGUGAAAUAUUAAAUACUAUAUAUCACAAGCAUCUGCAUUAUUUUGGACAAGGAGAAAGUAGCUCUGUUUAACCAAUUGAUUCACAUCUGCGGUAUAGGCUAUACCACACUCCAUGGGUUGGGGGAGAAAUGUAAAGAUCAUGAUGAACUCAAAACACCUGCAUUGUCAUAUGGAAUUAUUGAAAAACAACAGCUGCAAAUGAAUGGGAACUUGUAUGUAAUGUCCCUCAGGAUUACCUGUGAAUACUUUCCUACAUCAUCUACCCCUUCACUCUGCUUACGGUAGGUAAGUAACAACCUGUACUGGUGUUUUUUUUCCCACCAUCAAUAGUGGACCUCGAACAAAAUAUUUACAUUCAUUUCCACGGGGGAAAUAAGUCCCUGUGGCAAUGAGCAGGUAUAUGGUAUGACUAAUGCCAGUUAAUAACAUUACUGAAGGUAUCCCUCUCUCUCUCGUUCUCUCUCGGGAAACAUUCUCUUUUUCCAUCUCCUCUACACAAACUAUUCCUUCACUCGGGUCCAGUCUCUUUCCACUCAUGCAACAUUAAACUGUGCUUUAAAACACAGUAGACUAAUGUUCAUUCUCACAAAUUAGGCCAUUCGCGUCUCUGGGGUGCCAGGAGCAGCGCUCAGGUUUCCAUGUCAAGGAAUCAAUGAGGGCCUUACAUUUGGAUUCGUACUUCAUUACUACUGUUUUGAUAGUAGCUUGGCCAUUUUCAUGUCCAUAAAAUCAAAGUGAGUAUAGCCAGGUGAGUAGCACUUCAAUGCACUUUCAAGUAAACAUCAAGGGGUCGGACAAUACAGGGUUUGUAGUAUUAUCUACAGGGAAUUGGCUAUGUAAAGUCAUCUGUACUAUUGGACAAAGGGCUCUAUUCAAUCCACAUCGCGGAAGUUCAGCUUUACAGCGUGAUUGAAAUGUAAAGGCAAUGCUCCUGCUUUAGUGGAGACUGUGUUCGCGGUAAAAGCUGAAUAUGUCGGCUCAAUCAGAAAUGACCUUUACAUUUCUGUAACACUUCAGCUUUACAGAUUGAAUAGAGCCCAAAGUUAUCAUGAGUCAUGUUAAGCAAAAAAGUCUGGUUAUAUGUAGAAAUGGGGCAUUCUAUUUUAAAGGACAAAGAAUUGACAACACUUCCUUGGCUUACAUCCACUUAACCAGUGUUUUAUUUCUACAUAAUACAUGACAGGGAAAUGGACAUGAUACUCAUCAUGAAUGAGGAUCCAUCCUUAUGAAAAUAUAGUACACAUCAUUAGAGCCCUGCUUGCCAUGUUCCAGAGCACCGGAAAUAUAAUAGCAACAGUGAAAAAAACAAAGAAUAUGAGGAAACAUCUGCUGAAACAAAAGUCUGAUGUGUUUAUAUGUGCCUGAAAAACGGUGUACUGUGAAUGGACCUAACAGAGUGGGUGCUGCAAGCGAGGGAAGGUGAGAGAGAGAGAGCGAGGGGUGCUGAUGGGUACCUUUACAGUGUUUUCAGUUCAAACUCUAAGGCAAGGGAGGAAAGAGUAAGCAAACAUCUGUGGUGUAGAGGAAGGAGUAAGGAUAUGUAAGUUGUUUUUUGGUUGGUGCCAGUCAGUCUGAGGGUGAGUUCAAGGGGAAUGGUGUUCACUGUUAGAAUCAUUCAAGUCUGAUAAUAACAAUAUGUUGUAACAUGUUAAAUAUUCUCUUCAAAUGAAUGCUUUGCUCUUGUUUUGUUUGUUUUCACACUCUAAAAAGAAGGAACAUUUUGGUAAUUUAUUUUCAACUGACUGCUCCGAGACCCACAAACUGACCACAUGAUGCUUUAUUCAUCUUGACAACAAAUAAAUUAAGUUUGACUUCAUAUAAGACUGUUUUAUAGACAAUUGACAACAGUGUUUGUGUAGAGCCUUUAUGAAUGAAUAACUGCUGAUGACAAGUGUUGUGAAGCAUUAUGGGUAUUGUAUUUUUUCCCCAGAAUGGCUGCGGAUGCGACUUUUCUUGACCUUUCUUUCCGAGCUCUAAAGGUCCUGAAGCUUCUGCGCAUGUACGGGAUUCUGUCAUUUACUCAGCAGUCUCUGCUCUACUCAUAGAGAAUAGGCUACUCUGGAGAAUGGUGCUUGUUUAAUAAAGUUAGAUUAAAGUUGUCUGCAAAAUCGCAUAAUGAGACUAUUCUAUAGAACAGAAGCAAAUUUAAUAGGAUGAAGGCUUAUAACGUCACUGUAAGACAAAACCACUAAAUAUCUUAUGAAAUUUUAGGAUGAAUGUGUGAAUGGUCGCAUGUUUCUCUCAUGGGUCCAAAACAAAACAGCGCACGCCACUAGGCAAAAUACACAGGUAGGCUAUGCUACAGUGUGUUAACUCCAUCUGCUCUAACAUUCACUCACUGUACAUUAUUCAAAACAACACUGUAGGCUACUUCCAACACUGUAUAACUCAAGAUCUAAACGCAUAUCCCCAUGAAACGGAUUGAGAUCAAAUGUUUGGUUUGCAGAUACUGUAUGGAUGUUUCUCCAGUAAAACAUAUCGUUAAAUAUUGACAGUGAGAAAUAUGAAAGGCUGGAGAGAACAAAAAUGUGUGUCUAAAGUAGAGGUAAAGAAAUACGUUUUUUUUUUUGUCUUUGGUUCGGUUCUGUUGAAUACUAUCAUUAUGUGAUCUUGCAGACAUUGAUUCAGCUUGGUUUAACUUUAUUCAAUGAGAGUAGCCUGUUGUC